AUGGGAUCCCACCCUGACCAUCUGAUCACCAUCCGCACCGUCCCCAGGCUCGCCAUCGGCCAGCGUGCCUUUCUCUGUCGGACCCCUUACGGCAAUGUCCUCUGGGACUGUCUCACCUACCUGGAUGACGAAACCAUUGCGCAAAUUAACAAGUUGGGCGGCAUAGCCGCCAUCGUCAUUUCGCAUCCGCAUUACUACGCGACGAACUUGCAUUGGGCUGACACUUUCAAUUGUCCCGUCUACCUCUCCGCUGAGGACGCAGAGUGGGUGAUGCGCAAGGGUCCUCGACAGGACUUCUGGGAGGGUUCGGAGCUGCGUCUCCCGCUGGGUCCUGGGGACGAUGCGGGUGAUGUAGUGGCGGUGAAAACGGGUGGGCAUUUCCCUGGGAGUUCGGUGUUGUGGUGGAAGUCAUUACGGACGCUGUUAAUUGCCGAUACGAUCUUUGUGGUACCGAGUGGCGUGUAUCAUGUUGGUCGGUUGCCGGGGACGACGUCAUUUUCGUUUAUGUGGUCCUAUCCGAAUAUGAUACCCCUUCCACCGGAUGAGGUGCACAAGAUCUGGAAGGCGAUUGCGCAUACGGAGUUUGACGACACUUAUGGGGCUUUCGAGGGCGGCGAGACUUUUGGCAACAGCAAGAGACGGGUCUUGGACAGUGCUAAGAUUAUUGUCAAGGCCAUGGGCUACCUGGAUCAUGCUAUUCACCAGGAAAGGUGUCUUUGA
Molecule: messenger RNA, 720 nt
Organism: Aspergillus tanneri
Lineage: Eukaryota; Fungi; Ascomycota; Eurotiomycetes; Eurotiales; Aspergillaceae
Product: putative metallo-beta-lactamase domain protein
Exons: 2
Coding region: 1-720 (239 amino acids)
Source: RefSeq, a predicted model, not a curated record